CACAAGACAACCUCUGCCCUUUUCACUGGUCUCCAUAAAACAAUUAUGGAUGAUUUCACAGACUGAUUUGGUUAAAGUUUGAUGGUCAUUAUAGUUAGACAUUGAGAGCCAGAGGUUUGCAGCAUUGGCUCAGUCAGCCUGUGGAAAGGAGGCUCAUUCUAUGGGAGACUCUACAAGAGGCCUGUGAAGUCAACAGGGAAAUGGUGCAGAAGUCUACUGUGGUGGGCCUCGUUUUGCUGCUGCUGGCUGCAGGCGGCACGUUUUUUGCCGUUUUCUUUUCAGUGCAGGGCAAGAAGGCCUCUCCUGAACCUGAAAAUGGUUACUUCAAGGCAGCAGUGGCAGCAGAUGCUGGGACGUGCUCAGAGAUCGGCAGGGAUAUCCUGAAGAGAGGUGGUUCUGCUGUAGAUUCUGCCAUUGCUGCUCUGCUGUGCGUGGGAUUGAUGAAUGCCCACAGCAUGGGCAUCGGAGGAGGGCUCUUCUUCACUAUUUAUGAUGCCAAAACAGGAAAAGUCGAAACCAUCAAUGCACGUGAGACGGCCCCUGCAAACGCAACCAGAGACAUGUUUGGAAAUAGUACAGAUCUUUCCCAGAAAGGUGGUUUGUCCAUCGCUGUUCCUGGAGAGAUACGGGGGUAUGAAAUGGCCCAUAAACGGCAUGGCAAGCUUCCAUGGAAAGAGCUGUUUUUACCCAGCAUACAACUGGCCAGAAACGGCUUUCCUGUUGGCAGAGCAUUGGCAAGUGCCAUUCAAUCAAACAGAAACAUCAUUAUGGGUGAUAAGAUGUUAUGUUCUGUGUUCUGCGAUUCCACCGGUAACAUCCUACAGGAAAACCAAACCAUCACUUUCACAAAACUGGCUGACACUUAUGAGGCCAUUGCAGAGAAUGGGCCUGAUGCUUUCUACAGCGGACGGCUUGCUGAGAGCCUUGUGAGGGACAUCCAAGCUGCAGAUGGGAUUCUAACUCUGGAGGACUUGAGAGAUUACAAGCCCUUAUUGGAUGAUUACCCCCUCACUACCACCGUGGGUGAAUACACAAUGGUGACACCAAACGCGCCUGCCAGCGGCCCAGUCCUCACACUGAUACUCAACAUCCUGAGCGGAUACAACUUCAGUUCAGACAGUGUCUCCACCACUGAAAAGAAAACCCUCACCUAUCAUCGCAUAAUAGAGGCAUUCCGGUUUGCGUAUGCCAAGAGGAGCAUCUUGGGGGAUCCAACAUUUCUCAACAUCUCUAGUUUCAUCCAGAACAUUACCUCGAAGGACUACGCUCACAUGAUACUUCAGAAGAUCACAGAUAAUACGACUCAGCAAGAGAGCUACUAUGAACCCGAGUUCUACAUUCCUGAUGAUCAUGGCACAGCACAUGUGUCAGUAGUGGCAGAGGACGGCAGCGCGGUCGCCGCCACCAGCACCAUCAACCUAUAUUUUGGCUCCAAGUUUAUGUCAAAUUCAACAGGAAUUAUACUGAACAACGAGAUGGAUGACUUCAGUUCUCCCUUGAUCACCAAUAACUUUGGAGUUCCUCCUUCUCCCAACAACUUCAUUGCCCCACAUAAAAGACCCAUGUCUUCUAUGUGUCCCACCAUCCUGCUGGACAAAAACAAUAAGGUUAAAAUGGUGGUUGGAGGCUCUGGUGGAACAAAGAUCACCACAGCAGUGGCCAAGGUGAUCUUAAAUGCACUGUUCUUCGACUAUGACCUGAAGAAAGCGAUAGUAGACCCGAGAGUUCACAAUCAGCUCAGUCCAAACACCACACAAGUAGAGCCUGACCUCGACAAGGCCAUUUUGGAGGGUCUUGCUGCGAAGAACCAUGUAAUAGAGGUGUUGAAGUCCAUGGGCGCAGUGGUUCAGGCCGUGGUCCGGAACAGUGCUGGCCUCAGCGCUGAGUCAGACCCCCGUAAGGGAGGAUACGCAGCUGGGUACUGACAUCCGACUCAGCGAUCCAGGUCUUCGGUCCAGCUGGAGGCAAUGGAGAUGCUACUUUCAAGACCCCAAGGGAACAUUGCCCUCAUGCUGCUCUGAAACAACCAAGUGCCUCCAUCAGAGAUACAGGCAAAUCAGCUCUGAACAAUCAAAAGCUCUAGUAAUGUUGAUCUCUACACACUCCAUUUUCAGUGAAUGAGGAAUAAAACAAAUUCAAAUACACUCACAAUGGAAACGCACCAUCAUUCUACAGCUGUUUCUUCCGAAAAUUUCCACACAUCAUAAUCUCUACAGUUCUUAUUACUGCGAAAGGGUAUUUAUUUCUGCUAAUAAACGUGUUGUGAUGGCCAUUAUGAACUUUCUUGCGUGACUUCUGUCUGUAUUAAGAUUUACAUCCAGGCAAGAGAACAUUUUUGCAAGACUAAGCAGGAGCGUCUCAGGGGACAAAGUUUUAAUCAAGCUUCUAAUAAGAGCUGAAGUGUGAACAAGAGUUGAAAUGCCCGUUUUAAAGUCCCACGAGUAUGUGGUCCUGCCCACAGGCACCGGCCCGACAUCAAGCAGCAUCAUUAAUGAUGAAGUUGUGGGGGACAGAGAAAAAUCACAUAAACAGUCCUUAAUUAAACUUUCAAAACUGUACUGGGCUAGAAAGUAACUAAUAAAAUGUAAAUGUACAGUUUGUUAAAUAAAAGGAAGAGUCAACCCAAAAAUAACAGUUUUGCCAUUCCAAACCUGUAUGGGUUUUCUCAUUUUGAAGAAUGUUGAUAACCAAACAUUGACUUUCAUAGUCAUUUUCGUCCACACAGUGGAAGUCAAUGGGACCAGAAAGCAUUUGUUUUCCAGCAUUCUUCAAAAUAUCUUGAAAUGCAUACAGGUUUGGCAUGACAUUAGGGUCAACCUUCAAUCUAACAAACUGUGUAUAAUUUGUUGCCUGUGACUCAUUUGUGACUCUAUGCAUUUUUAUUCUAACAUCUAAAAUAUUCUAUAUGGUAUAUUAAGUUUGCCAAGUCAAAAUUCGCUAAAAUUCCAAGUAUACAGUGUACCAAACCAUGUAAUUAUUCAAACUUAAUUCUUAAAAUUAUUUAUAAAAAAUUUUAACAAUUUCCCUCACCGUAAAUUUUAGCUGCUUUAAUUUAUAUUUUAAUAUUUAAUUAAAAUAUUCUGAAUAGCGAUGCCUUUUCUGACUGAUUUGGGAAAAUGUAAAAAGUGCAGCACAAUAAGACUUUGGAGUGGCAUAGUUCAUUACUAAACAUAAUGCAUUUAACAUUAAUUUUUUUCUUUAACAUAACCCCCCCCCCCAUUUGUUAAAAUUUGUAUUGUAAGUGUAAAUCGUUCAGGUUUUCCCCAGUGCAUGUAUAUACUGUAUAAAUGUAUAAAUAAAUGAAUAAAAGUAAUGUGUGACAAACCAAAAACAUGUAAGAAUGAAAUAAAAUGUUAUAAACAUAUUA
This is a messenger RNA of Carassius gibelio (silver crucian carp), 3367 nucleotides long. It is a transcript of the gene ggt1b, whose product is annotated as gamma-glutamyltransferase 1b. The transcript has 13 exons. NCBI's taxonomy places the organism in Eukaryota, Metazoa, Chordata, Actinopteri, Cypriniformes, Cyprinidae. The record is from RefSeq and is a predicted model, not a curated record. Gene Ontology annotation, molecular function: glutathione gamma-glutamate hydrolase. Gene Ontology annotation, biological process: regulation of immune system process; glutathione catabolic process; peptide modification. Gene Ontology annotation, cellular component: plasma membrane. Bases 201 to 1925 code for a protein of 574 amino acids.